UCAAACAAAUCAAUCAUUAUCUGAUGUAGUUAUUGGUUAUAUAAAGACUGAACAAUUUGAAUUAAAAUUAACAAAAUUAGAUAAUAUGAAUAUGCUUGUUCAUCAAAUUGAUGCUGAAACAGCUGAAAUUUAUUUUGAUAGUGAAUUUUGUACAAAUGACAAUAAUUUAAACAUAAAUUUAAAUCUUUCAAAGACUGCUACUGUUCGUUAUGGUAAUCGAACCCUAGCUCAUAUAGGACCAGUUUUUACUCGUGUACAUAUGCUUAAACAAUCAUGUGAUCUUGAUCAACCGUUAAAAAUCUUUUUUGAUAUAUGUCAAAAUGAAAAUCCCUGCUUAAAUGGUGGUACUUGUAAAUCUCUUAUACCAGAUUAUAAUAAUAAAUCUUCUUCUGCUAAUGAUUUAACAGAAAUUCAUUAUGAAUGUAUUUGUCCAUUACAUAUAUCAGGUGAACAUUGUCAAUAUUUAAAAUAUCCAUUUGGUUAUUGUAUAAAUGGUGGAAAUUUAAUUGAAAUUGUUGAUUUAAAUAUUGAAUCAAAAGAAAAAUGUUUAUGUCUACCAGGUUUUCAAGGUGAUCAUUGUGAAGAUAAUAUUGAUGAUUGUAUAGAUAUAAAAUGUUCUAAUAAUGGAAUAUGUCUAGAUGGUAUUAAUUCCUCUAGAUGUUCAUGUUUUGAUGGAUAUUAUGGAAAUCAAUGUGAAGAAAAAAGUGUACAAAUGAUAUUAUUCCAAAUUACAAGUAAAUCAUUUGCUAGUGUAGCAAUUUUAAUAAUUAUUUCUAUUGUUUGUCUUGUUAUUGCAAGUGAUAUUCAUACUUAUUUAACAAGAAAAAAACGAAUAAAACAUUAUGAAUUAAAUGGAAUUUCACGUACUGCAUCAGAAUUAUUUGAAAAUUCAGUUCUCUUACUUGGUUUUAGUGAUGCUCCUAUUGAAAUGAAUGAUUUAUCAGCUAUUAAUAUAAGAAGAAAAUCAAAGAAAAUAAAACAAUCUUCAAGAAAUAUAAGAAAACAAACUAAUUAUCAAAGAAUUUUAAAAGGAAAAUAUAUCAAAACAUUACGAAAACCAAUAUCACAACGUUAUUCAUUAUCAAAUCCAAAUUAUCAAAAAAUUUAA
This is a messenger RNA of Rotaria sordida, 1108 nucleotides long. Lineage: Eukaryota; Metazoa; Rotifera; Eurotatoria; Philodinida; Philodinidae. The record is from the annotation of a GenBank genome assembly.